ACUCAUCGAACUGAAAUACCUUUUGCACAAAACCACUAUCCGCCGGGCGCGCGUACUCACGUUCGCCCUCUAGAACGAUGGCUAGAUUUUGCCCCCUCUUAAUCAUCCUCACAAUUGUGUCUUUCGUGUCAAUACUCCUCCUCACUGAGAAGAGGGAGGAGGGCUCCAGGCUGCUAGAACGUGAAUUCUACGACUCCAUCAAGAUCUUCAACCGCAAACGCAAUGCACAUGCAUGCAUGAUGUCCAUCGUGUUCCUGGUCCUCUACCCUCUCGGCGCCAUAUCUCUCCAUCUGCCUCUCCCCCCUUUCCUCAAAAAGAUCCGAAUCGUCCCAUCAGUCCACGUUCCCAUCCAGAUUCUCGGCUUAUCGAUGAUGAUAGGCGCUAUGUGUCUGGGUAUCAACCUUGCCAGAGAACUGGACUUCCUCUCGGGGAGCGUCCCAGUCCCGGCACAUGUAGUUAUUGGCUUGCUGGCUACCAGCAUGAUCAUUCUUAUCCAACCCGCCAUGGGUGCUCUUCAGCAUUUGCACUUCCGAAAGACUGGUGGGAAGAGCAUAUAUGGUUACAUUCAUCGCUGGACUGGGCGAAUCGCUAUCAUACUUGGUAUGAUAAACCAGGGCCUUGGGUUUCAGCUUGUUGGCAUUGGAACAGUUGUGCACACUCAUUCUUUGGUUAGGAAUUUUGUGAUCCUGGGUAUUCUUGGGAGCAUAUGGUUUGCGCUGGUGAUUUGGGAUUGCCUGAGGGGGGUGGUCAGGAAGAAGCCGGCUGUUGUCGAGAAUGGAGAAGUGAAGCAGAAAGAUAACGGAACAGUCAGCUGAGUGAACUCACGAAUCAAAGGAUAGUUUGCUUGACGGGCCUAAGUAGAUAGGCUGUAAUAAUUCAUAAUAUAGGAAUUAAGAUCAGGAAGGAGAAUCUUUCUACUGUGGUAUUAGUAACUGCGCUGGCGAAUGAAACUGUGGAGUUGUUCCGAGGGCUUGUGCAAGCACUAGUGAGAAAAUAAAAGGUCAUAUGAGACUGCACGGGUAGUUUACUUCCUUGGUGG
Messenger RNA from Hyaloscypha bicolor E, 1039 nucleotides. RefSeq lists its product as uncharacterized. Bases 78 to 815 code for a protein of 245 amino acids. The transcript is spliced from 2 exons. The record is from RefSeq and is a predicted model, not a curated record. NCBI's taxonomy places the organism in Eukaryota, Fungi, Ascomycota, Leotiomycetes, Helotiales, Hyaloscyphaceae.